This is a messenger RNA of Mytilus trossulus (common blue mussel), 5004 nucleotides long. RefSeq names its product zinc finger protein 665-like. The coding region runs from base 228 to 3056 and encodes 942 amino acids. The transcript is spliced from 4 exons. Gene Ontology annotation, molecular function: DNA-binding transcription factor activity, RNA polymerase II-specific; RNA polymerase II cis-regulatory region sequence-specific DNA binding. Lineage: Eukaryota; Metazoa; Mollusca; Bivalvia; Mytilida; Mytilidae. Gene Ontology annotation, biological process: regulation of DNA-templated transcription. The record is from RefSeq and is a predicted model, not a curated record.
GGAGGUGUUCCAUAAUUGGAUUGAAAUAUGCAUAUGUAAAGAUGAUAACGUUCGUUUCUUUCCCUUGACUUAUAUUCUACCUUCAAAAACAAAAGUCGCACAAGAAUUUGCAUACUGGAGAUACAUUAUCAAUAAGAUGUUAGAGGGAGGAGAGGAUGUAAUCACAAUCAACGGUACUCUACAGAGACACAUAAACACACAUACUGAAGAUAAACAUUAUCAAUAAGAUGUCAGAGAGAGAAGAGGAUUUAAUCACAACCAAUGGUACUAUACAGAAACACAUCAACACACAGGCUGAUAAAACACGUCAUAAAUGUGAUGUUUGUGGUAGAGAAUUUACUAAAGGUAGUCACUUAAAGAGACAUGUAAGAACACAUACGGGUGACAAACCUUAUAAAUGUGAUGUUUGUGGUAGAGAAUUUAUUCAAAGUAGUCACUUAAAGCAACAUAUAAGAACACAUACCGGUGAAAAAUCUAAUGAAUGUGAUGUUUGUUUUAAAAAAUUGAGUCGAAGUAGUGGUAUGAAGAGGCAUAUGAGAACACAUACACCUUAUAUCUGUAAUGUAUGUGGUAAAGGGUUUAGUCAUUCUGGAAGUUUUCAGAGGCACCUGAUAAUACAUACAGGUGUUAAACCCCAUACCUGUGAUGUAUGUGGUAAAGCGUUUAAUCAGCUUACUUAUUUACAGAGACACAUGAGAAUACAUACAGGUUAUAAACCUUAUAACUGUGAUGUUUGUGGUAAAGGAUUUAGUGGUUCUAGUAAUUUACAGACUCACAUGAGAACACAUACAGGUGAUAAACCUCAUAACUGUAAUGUAUGUGGUAAAUGGUUUAGUCGCCUUGAUAGUUUACAGAGACACAUGAGAAUACAUACAGGUGAAAAACCUUAUAAAUGUGAUGUAUGUGCUAGAGAAUUUACUCACAAUAGUAAAUUAAAGAGACAUAUGAGAAUACAUACUGGAGAUGAACCUCAUCGCUGUGAUGUAUGUGGUAAAGGAUUUAGUCGCCUUGAUAAUUUACAGAGACACAUGAGACUACAUACAGGGGAAAAACCAUAUGAAUGUGAUGAAUGUGGGAAAGGAUUUCGUCAGCCUAGUACUUUAAAGACACACAUGAGAACACAUACAGGUGAUAAACUAAUGGAUGAUUCAAACGUUACGUUUGGCCCACAUCUCAAUGAGAAUGUUGAUGCAGAUGCAACUAUGCAUGAAUGUUUAUUAGAGACACAAAGUUAUGAAAUUUAUAAAAGAACGGAGAAAAUGAUGGCAGAGGCACGGUCAGAAAUGAAACUCCGGAUGGACAAAUGUUUUUCCGAUUUUUCAAAUGAUAUGAACCAUAUGUUUGCAAAAUUUGAAGGGCAAGCUAUGAAAAAUAGGUCCACCCCAAUUUUAGGACGGGGGAUUGAAAGUACAGCAAAUAUCCGGGAACAAAUAAUCAGGCAAGACAAGACUGAUAAAAAUAACAGUCAUAUUUCAGAUAUCCGACAGUCAAAACCUGAUAUAUCAUGCAAAAUAAAACCUCAAAUCUAUGACGGCUCAGAUGAUUUGGAGGAGUAUUUGACACAAUUUGAUUUAUUGGCAGAAAUAAAUGAUUGGGACCCUAAGACUAAGGCUUUAAUUUUGGCUAGUAGUUUAUCUAGAAGUGCUCGGGCUAUAUUAAAUGAAAUCACUGAUGGGGAACGGCACGAUUUUGAGUGUUUGGUUAAUGCUCUAAAAAAUCGUUUCGGUUCGAUGAAUAGGUCAGAAGUUUUUCGGGCUGAGUUGCAAACAAGGGUAAGAAUGAAAAAUGAAACGCUGCCAGAACUUGCACAAGCUAUAAAGAAACUUGCACGUAGGGCUUACCUGGAUACUACUGCUCUAGUUAUGGACACAUUGUCCCUUGAUUAUUUUAUUGAUGCAAUUCCAGAGACUGAUAUACGCCUCCGAUUGAGAGAGGUUGGACCAUCUUCAAUAAAUGAAGCAGAGAAUAUUGCUGUUAGACUUGAACCCUUACGUAUAGCUGAUAGACAGAAAGGACGAAAUAUACUGGAGAUAAACAUUAUCAAUAAGAUGUUAGAGGGAGGAGAGGAUGAAGUCACAAUCAAUGGUACUCUACAGAGAUGCCAAAACGCACUGGCUGAUAAAACACGUCAUAAAUGUGAUGUGUGUGCUAAAGAAUUUUCUCGAGAUAGUCACUUAAAGAGACACAUGAGAACACAUACGGGUGACAAAUCUCAUAAAUGUGAUUUUUGUGCUAGUGAAUUUAGUCAAAGUAGUCACUUAAAGCAACAUAUAAGAACACAUAUGGGUGAAAAAUCUAAUGAAUGUGAUGUUUGUUUUAAAAAAUUGAGUCGAGGUAGUGAUAUGAAGAGGCAUAUUAGAACACAUACUGGUGAUAAACCUCAUAAAUGUGAUGUUUGUGCUAGUGAAUUUUCUCAAGGAAGUCAACUAAAGGCACACAUGAGUAAACAUAACGGAGAUAACCCUUAUGGCUGUGAUGUAUGUGGUAAACGGUUUAGUUAUCUUUGUAGUUUAAAACAUCACAUAAGAACACAUACAGGCAUAAAACCCCAUAACUGUGAUGUAUGCGGUAAAUGGUUUAGUCAGCAUAGUAAUUUACAGGGUCACAUGAGAACACAUACAGGUGAUAAACCUUAUAUCUGUGAUAUAUGUGGUAAAGGGUUUAGUCAUUCUGGAAGUUUUCAGAGGCACCUGAUAAUACAUACAGGUGUUAAACCCCAUACCUGUGAUGUAUGUGGUAAAGCGUUUAAUCAGCUUACUUAUUUACAGAGACACAUGAGAACUCAUACAGGUGAUAAACCUUACAACUGUGAUGAAUGUGGUAAAGGAUUUAGUGGUUCUAGUAAUUUACAGACUCACAUGAGAACGCAUACAGGCGAUAAACCUCAUAACUGUGAUGUAUGUGGUAAACGGUUUAGUUGUUAUAGUAGUUUACAGAGUCACAUGAGAAUACAUACAGGUGAGAAACCUUUUGAAUGUGAUGUCUGUGGUAAAGGGUUUCGUCAGCCUAGUACUUUAAAGACACACAUGAGAACACAUACAGGUGAUAAACUGUGAUGUACAUUUGUAUGUGAUCAACAGUUUAGUCAAGAUAGCAGUUAAACGAGACAUAUGAGAACACAUACAGGUUAUACACCUCAUGAAUGUGAUGUUUGUGGGAAAGGGUUUAGUGAUCUAAGUAAUUUCAAGAAACAUAUGAAAAUACAUACAGGUAAAACAUGUAAACCUCACAUUUGAGAUGGCAAAGGUUUUAGUCAAUUUUAAUAGUAGUUUAAAAGAAAGUAUGAACAUCCAUAAGGCCGUACUUUAACCUAUAAUGGUUUAAUUUUUGAAUUGUUGUUUGGAUGGAGAGUUGUCUCAUUGGCACUCACACCACAUCUUCCUAUAUCCAUGUACCAUGCAAUUUACUAUAUGACACAGACAGAGUUUGACCAGCAUUGUAAUUUACAUAUUGACAUGAGAACACAUAACACAUACAAAUGUACAUGUUACUCAGUUCAUGACUAUGGUGUAUGUGUUAAAGGGUUUAGCUGGCUUAAUAAUUCAAAGAAACACAUGAGAAUUUAUGAUUGUCAUGUAUGUAACUUGUUGCAUAUGGUUUAGUCAUCUCUAUGAUCUUAGUAAUUUAAGGAGAGAUAUGAAAAUACACACAGGUACACAUGACAAUUUACAGACAUAUGAGAACACAUACUAGUGAUAAUUUACAGACAUAAUUAUGAGAACACAUACUACAUGUACUAGUGAUACUUUACAUAGAUCUAUAUGCGAACACAUACUAGUGAUAAUUUACAUAGACACAUGAGAACACAUACUAGUGAUUAUUUACAUAGACGCAUGAGAACACAUACUAGUGAUAAUUUACAUAGACGCAUGAGAACACAUACUAGUGAUUAUUUACAUAGACGCAUGAGAACACAUACUAGUGAUUAUUUUAAUACAUAGACGCAUGAGAACACAUACCAGUGAUUAUUUACAUAGACACAUGAGAACACAUACUAGUGGUUACAUGUAUUUACAUAGACGCAUGAGAACACAUACUAGUGAUAAUUUACAUAGACGCAUGAGAACACAUACUAGUGAUUAUUUACAUAGACGCAUGAGAACACAUACUAGUGAUUAUUUUAAUACAUAGACGCACGAGAACAAAUACUAGUGAUAAUUUACAUAGACGCAUGAGAACACAUACUAGUGAUUAUUUACAAAGACGCAUGAGAACACAUACUAGUGAUUAUUUACAUAGACACAUGAGAACACAUACUAGUGAUUAUUUACAUAGACGCAUGAGAACACAUACUAGUGAUUAUUUACAUAGACACAUGAGAACACAUACUAGUGAUAAGUGAUAAUUUACAUAGACACAUGAGAAUACAUACUAGAAAUUAAGUGAUAAUUUACGUAAACACACACAUGAGAACCCAUACUAGUGAUAAGUGAUAAUUUACAUAGACACAUGAGAAAUCAUAUUAGUGAUAACUUACAUAGAUAUACAAUGAUAUAUGAGAACACAUACUAGUUAAUAAGUGAUAAUUUACGUAAACACACACAUGAGAACACAUACUAGUGAUUAUUUACAUAGACGCAUGAGAACACAUACUAGUGAUUAUUUACAUAGACACAUGAGAACCCAUACUAGUGAUAAGUGAUAAUUUACAUAGACGCAUGAGAACACAUACUAGUGAUAAGUGAUAAUUUACAUAGACGCAUGAGAACACAUAUCAGCAUGAUUAGUAAAUAAUUGAUUAAUGUCAUUCCUCUAGAAUACUUGACUGUAGACAAACUAUAUGUAAAUAUCUGUUUUUGAUUGUAUUGUUAUGCGUGUGUGGUCUCAGGGAAGAUGAGUUUUUUGUAACUAACUAUAACUAUUUACCCUCUUUAAAAAAAGAAUUUAUACUAUUAUUGUUAUAAUUUUUAUUAUUAUGAUUGUAUGAGAGUUCAUCAGGGUAUUUUUCUAUGUUCAUGAUGUUAUAUACAUGAUAUAUAUAAAUAGAAUUAAUUGUUUGAUGGA